AUGGUUCUGGUGAUGGCUCAGAAACACGUGAGGAGAGCUAUAAAGGAAGCCUGUCGGAGGGAGGGUGUGGAAAGAGUCUGUGACCAGCACGAUGACAUGGGGGAAAUGAAGGACACUGAAAUGUACACAGAAGAUACAGACAACGGAGGGUCAGAGCCCAAGCCACACGAGGAGGAGAAUUCCCAGGAAACAGAGCUCAAAGGCAGAAACAGUCCCCGCACCAAAUCAGACAGGUCUCUGGUGACUUCCCAGAAGAAGGAAGGCAGGGGUCCCAAUGCAGGCAAGGAGACCCAGUGUGCCCGCCACAGACGACGCUGCAGGACAUGCCCCAUGCCAGGCAAGCGACCCCGAGAAUGGUCCCCGGAAGCCCAGCCAGCACCCCUUCGGAGAAGCCUGGUCACCUCCCUGCGGAAUCUGUCCGAGGCCAUCUACCAGGAUGUGGCCCAGGUGCGAGCCCAGCAGACGCAGGCCCCCCUGACCUGGGAGCAGCUCGCCGGGCUCAGCCUGCUCAGGGGCUCACUCUACAAGGCUGCCCAGACCUUCUACACCAUGGCCACCCAGGCAGCCUACGUCUUCCCUGCUGAGGGCUGGAUGCUGCCAGCCCCACUACCAGGCUCCUGGCAUCCAGCUCCCAACAGAGAACAGUCGGGGGACUCCUCCUAG
Orycteropus afer afer is the source of this 663-nucleotide messenger RNA. Lineage: Eukaryota; Metazoa; Chordata; Mammalia; Tubulidentata; Orycteropodidae. The record is from RefSeq and is a predicted model, not a curated record.